AUGGCGGGAAUUACUUUUCUCUUCACAGGUCAGAAGUACCUUGCAAUAUUCGGUGCUCUCUAUUUAGGCCUCGUAUGCCUUCUGGCCAUCCCGUUCUUCCAGGGCCAUGCUCUGUAUCUAAACUCCGUGAGGAUACCCUUGUUCUCAGACUAUGCGACGCCGGAGAAAUAUGGCCUUGCUCCGAACCGAACGCUCAACUUGAAGAUUCGAACCUCCGAUAACGAGACCCUGGGCGCUUGGUUCGUCCUUUCGGACCCUUACUAUCGCUCACUGUCCACAAUCCCCUCCGACGUUUCUAAGCAUGUCAAAUUUGCACUUGCGGCUGGUCCUGUUGUACUAUUCUUCCACGGGAAUGCUGCAACCCGUGCGUUCAGCGCUCGUGUUCGUCACUAUCAAGCAUUCGGAUCUAGACUCGGUGCCAGCGUCCUGGCCAUAGACUAUAGAGGCUUCGCGGACAGCACAGGAACACCGUCAGAAGCGGGGCUUACGCGCGACGCGAAGGCAGCUUUUAAUUGGCUUGUUGAACAUGGAAAGAAACCAGAGGAAAUUCUUAUCGCUGGACAUAGUUUGGGCUCAGGUGUAUCAGGCCAACUCGGUGCUGAGUUGUCAAGAGAUGGUAUCACUCCCAAGGGCAUUGUGCUAUUGUCGCCUUUCUCAAGUAUUCGCGAAGUGCUAGAGACCUAUCAGAUGUUUGGCUUUAUCCCAUUAAUUAAACCCCUAUCAGUCAUUCCAGGGGCCCUUCGUCUUGUACAGAGGCUUCUUAUUCAUCGGUUCGACACGCUGCAGGCAGUUCCUAAUAUCACGGCACCUGUCCUCAUUGCUCAUGCGGAGAAUGACUGGGACAUACCCCACUCUCACUCUGAUGUGCUCUUUGAGGCGUUCUUGGACCCCCUUCUCCCGCCGGUCGAUCUCGCCUUGGAACCUUUCUCGAUGUCAGAAUCUCUCUGGUUAAAAAUCACUGAGCAACAAGCGGCCCGAAAAGCGAAGCGUGGAGAGAUAGUGUCAACGCAGACGCUGCCGAAGUUCGGGACCUUACAAUCGUUCAGCGACAAGGGCAGGAAGGUAGUGCUCGUCAAGACAUUGGCAGGAGCUCACGAUUAUCUCGGCGUACAAGAGGGAUUGGUUGAUAUUAUUGGCAAGACGUUUGGCAUUUUAGUGUAA
Cyclocybe aegerita is the source of this 1161-nucleotide messenger RNA. The record is from the annotation of a GenBank genome assembly. NCBI's taxonomy places the organism in Eukaryota, Fungi, Basidiomycota, Agaricomycetes, Agaricales, Hemipholiotaceae.